AAAAUAAAAGAAAGAAAGAAAGAAGAGUCCGCAGUCGAAGCCCUAAGUUCUAACGUGCUGUGUCAGGUGCAUCUCUUUUUCUCUUCUGCCAUUGCCGAAUUCUUCAAGCUCCAAUUCUCAUUCUCAAUCUCCACCAUUUCUGUUGCUUUCUUCUCCUGCAGUUGCAGAAGGAAAAAUGGCUAUGAGCCAAAUUAGAUUGUUUAGAAGAAGCCUUCUGAAUACCAAAGAUCUGAUAAAACUGACAAAUGUGCGAACAUUUGCUGCUGGGGGCAAAAAGAAGGGUUCUAAAGGGGGUGCGGCUACUGAUGCUCCUAAAGCAUCAAUUCUAAGUAAAGAGGUCAAAUCUACCACUGUAGUUGGUGCCAAUAUUCUUAAGGAAGGUGCAGAUCCAAAAGUCAUGGCAGACUCAGAGUACCCUGAUUGGCUGUGGCGUUUGAUCGAUAAGCGUCCAGCUCUUAGUGAAUUACGAAGGAAGGAUGCCAAAACGCUUCCCUACGAGGAUCUCAAGCGCUUUGUUAAGUUGGAUACUCGAGCAAGGAUUAAGGAAAACAACUCUAGUAAGGCGAAGAAUUGAUAAAAUAUCAGUUAAGAGUCGAGUCAAUCUCCUUGUGGAAGGAAGAACAAGUAAAAGCUUACACAACAAGGGCAACGCAUUUUAGAUCUGUAAGCUAUCAUCUUAUUGUCAAAAAGUACUAAACUUCAGAUUCACUACUCAUUUUUUAGUUGAAUGAAAACAAGAAAGAAUAUGGUUUUUUUUUUUUUUUCAUAAUCAAAACCCUUUGAAUUGUCAAAAUUUUGAAUAUGAAUAGAACACUCUAUGCCCACUAGAUUCUUUUUAUCUU
Molecule: messenger RNA, 842 nt
Organism: Cucurbita maxima (winter squash)
Lineage: Eukaryota; Viridiplantae; Streptophyta; Magnoliopsida; Cucurbitales; Cucurbitaceae
Product: 54S ribosomal protein L37, mitochondrial-like
Exons: 3
Coding region: 176-574 (132 amino acids)
Cellular component (GO): mitochondrial large ribosomal subunit
Molecular function (GO): structural constituent of ribosome
Source: RefSeq, a predicted model, not a curated record